Messenger RNA from Rotaria sp. Silwood2, 3087 nucleotides. The record is from the annotation of a GenBank genome assembly. NCBI's taxonomy places the organism in Eukaryota, Metazoa, Rotifera, Eurotatoria, Philodinida, Philodinidae.
AUGUCAUCGAAUACUCACCAAUCAGAAUCACUUAAUAAGAAACAACGACGUAGACAAGCUCGAGCUAAUUUUCAGCAAACACAACCGUCUAAUAAUGAGCAGGAUGAAAUUGACCAAACACAGGAAAUAUCAUCGACUCAUCAUAUCCAUCAAGAGGUCAGUGAUGCAGUCUUGACAACCAAGGCAAUGCAAGAACUUACAUUAGACGCUAAUAAACAAGCAGAGGAUAACGCACCAACAACAUUUCCUGAGUCUGAGAUAAAGCCAAAUGGAGCGAUAGUAUCGGCUAUAAUAGUCGAUACUGAGAAGAACGAUCGUAUAUUUGAUGAGGAAACACCAUCUAGUUCACCUCAUCCAACACCUCCGAUAUUUCGACGUCGAAUGAAACGUAUUCCAAUAACAUCCGCCAUUCCUUUAUUGCCUCCAGUUGAACAAACCACUGGCCCACCACCUAAACCGAUACCCGGCACAAAGGGUAUACUAACAGAAAUCUAUGUUAAUCAUUUUCCUGUUAGAGUAGCAUCUAAUUUGAUGCUUUAUCAAUAUGAUGCGAUCGUAGAAAAACCAAGUUUUCGAUCACUAAGCACUUGGGAUGAAGUACUGAGUCGUGAUCAUCGUCGACGAUUUGUGCAACAAUUAGCUAACAGCAAUGCAUUUGAUUUUAUAUACUGGUAUGAUGAAGGUAAAUGUUUCUAUUCAACAACGAAUCUAAGUCGACACAGGUUUCCAAUAAUUUAUACUCUUCCGUCUGGUCAUCACGAUAAUCUUCGUUUAUGUAUUCUUAAAUUAUCUGGACAAUGGUCAACAUCAACUAUAACUAAUUAUCUUUGUUCGCUUAAUUCUAACGUCCCAUCGAGUGCUAUUCGUAUACUAGAGACUUUACUCAAACAAGCUCUACUACCUGUUACUCAUUGUGAAGGUUCAUUAUUUUAUCGAGAUCAACCUGAACCUAAUGUACGUUUACCAGAUGGUUUUGAAUUACGUUUAGGAUUUUUUCAAGCAUUAUGUUUAACACAAAAAGGAUUAACACUUAAUUUACAAACAACAUUAACGAAAUUUUACCCAUAUAUCGAUAUACUUGAUUUUCUUCAAGAACAUUUAAAAAAAGAUAUUCGAAAAUAUGGUAUGACAAGUAAUGAUUAUGAAAAAGCUAAACAAGUAUUAAAUGGUUGUAAAGUAACUACAAGACAAUCAAAUUAUACACACAUAUAUCAAAUUCGAAGUUUUUCUGAUAUUCCCGAACGACAAGUAUUUGAUUUUACAAAAGAAGUCAAUGUAAAUGGACAAAAAACUCAUUCAACUAUUCAAUAUAAUCUUAUUGAUUAUUAUCGUGAAGAAAAACAAAUUCAACUUCACUAUCCAAGAUUACGCUGUUUACAAUGUUAUUUUUUACAUGAAAGACAUGAUCCAAAACAUUUACCUAUGGAAAUUUGUCGAAUACUUCAAUGGCAAGAAUGUGAACGUGAGUCUGCUAAUGAACAACGUAAUCGCCAAAAUCUUUCAAUUCCAACACCUGAUCAACGUUAUAAAGAUAUAAUGUCAUCACUUCGUUCAUGUAAUUAUCAAUCACCACCAACAUUACCACUUUGUCACGCUGUUCAAUUAACAGUAGAUGAUAGUGAAAUGAAAUUAAUUAAGGCUCGUAUUCUUCCUCCGCCAGUUAUUAAUAAUAAUCAUGCUGAAAUAACAAUGGGUCGUAUAAAUUUAAAAGGAAAAUUUGUUGAUCCAUAUCAACUGAAAUCCAUUGCAUUUGUAUAUUUUGGUCCACCACCGCCACCGUUAUCUGCACAAAGAAAAACAUUAAUGGAAAAAUUUGUUGAAUCAUUUAACAAAAUGGCUAGAAUAUUUCGUUUAGGACCAAUUCCAACAGUUCAGAGAGACAUUGUUUGGAUAUCCGAGAAUGAACAAGAUCGUGAACAAAAUUUAAAUUCUAUUGAAAAAUGCUUUCAUACAAGAAAAAAACAAAGCUGUCAAUUACUUAUUUGUAUUAUGGAUACUUGUUGGAAUGAGUUACGACCUAGUAUUAAAUUAAAUGGAACAGUUAAAUAUGGUAUAGUAACUCAAUGUUUAUUAUAUUCAAAACUUCAAGAACAAAUGGAAAAAUUUCAACGUACACAACGUGGUCAUCCUGAUCGUAUAUUAGAUAAUAUGUGUGAAAAUUUAUUAAGAAAAAUCAAUUUUAAAAUGCAAGGUAUUAAUACAACAGUUCAUUUACCAAUUCACACAGCUAAUGGUACCACUGCAUCAGCAACAUCAAAAACUGAAGAUGCAUGGCAAUUUAUGGGUGCUGAUGUUAUUCAUCCUGUAUGUCGACAAGAUAAACCAUCCAUUGCAGCUGUUGUUGGUUCAGGUGAUGCAGUAUGUUCAACAAGUGCUGUUCGAGUAUGUAAACAAUGGCCAAAAAAUGGAAAAUGUGCUAUUGAAGCUAUUGUUGAUUUAAAACAAAUGGUUACUGAAUUAUUAGAAUAUUAUCGAGAGGGAAAUGGUCGAUUACCAAAUAAAAUUGUUUUUUAUAGAGAUGGAGUUGAUGAUGGACAAUUCGCACGUGUUCUUAAUUUUGAAAUUCCACAAAUAAAGCAAGCUUUUCAAGAUGUUUAUGAAAACGAACCACAUCCAUCAUUAACUUUUAUUGUUGUUAAAAAACGUCAUCAUACACGAUUUUUCGUACUUGAUCAUAAUAAUAAAACAGCUAAUAUUCCUCCUGGACUUGUUGUUGAUACAGAUGUUGUACAUCCUGAUCAAUUUAGUUUUUUUCUUAAUUCUCAUAAAGCCCUUCAAGGUACAAAUCGUCCAGCACUUUAUCAUGUUCUUUAUGAUGAAAUAAAAUUUACUGCUGACGAAUUACAAUUAUUAACUUAUUAUUUAUGUUUUACUGAUCCACGUUCAUCAACUAGUGAAGCUAUUCCAUCACUUGUUCAUCAAGCUGAUUUAGCAGCAAGUAAUGCACGAGAUCUUUUUCCUGAAAAAGAUACUUCGACAAAUGAUGGCUAUGCAGUUGAUGCCCUUGAAGAACCAUCACUUAAUGAUGUUGUCACAGAACAUUUAAGUGUACAUGAAAAUAUGCGUGAUACACCUCAUUUUGGAUAA